Lathyrus oleraceus (garden pea) is the source of this 553-nucleotide messenger RNA. Its product is annotated as glu S.griseus protease inhibitor. Gene Ontology annotation, biological process: response to wounding. The transcript has 2 exons. Gene Ontology annotation, molecular function: serine-type endopeptidase inhibitor activity. The record is from RefSeq and is a predicted model, not a curated record. The coding region runs from base 148 to 363 and encodes 71 amino acids. NCBI's taxonomy places the organism in Eukaryota, Viridiplantae, Streptophyta, Magnoliopsida, Fabales, Fabaceae.
UCAUGCACCAUUCAACAUCCAUAAAAAAACCCAUAAGAUUGCCAGCAGAAACUACUAUAAAUACCCCAUAUAUUGCAAUACUUUAUAUAUCACAAACACAACAAUUGCAACAUUCUUAUACAGAUCCAAGAAUCAAAAAGGGAAACAAUGUCUGUUAAUGAAUGCGAAGGUAAGAAGUCAUGGCCAGAAUUGGUUGGAGUGGAUGGAAAGGUUGCAGAAGGUAGAAUUGAGAAGGAGAAUCCAUUGGUGAAUGCUAUAAUUGUUCCUGAUGGAUCUUCUGUCACCUUUGAUUUCCGUUGUGAUAGAGUUUGGGUUUGGGUUGAUAAAGAUGGAAUUGUUAAACAGAUUCCAAUUAUUGGAUAGAAACUUUCUGCACUCAUCAUCACACAUGGAGUUUAUUAAGGAGCUAGUUUAAUAAUAAUAUGCUCCAAGUCAUAAAUAAUAGUAAUAAAAUAAGGAGCUAGUUUCUUUCCAAUUAUAUACUACUGCUAAAAUGUUAUUUAAACAUCUAUAUGUAUGUACAUGUUCUGCUGUAUAAAUGAUUUGUUUUUCA